CUCUUCCGCCAUGUUGUAAAUUUAAAUGGAAUGCCUAAAACCGAUCUGCGCUCGAUCGAAAUGCUAGUAUUUUAGAUGCAUAGUAACGACAGUUGAAAUGUCUUACGUAGAAUAUAAUCACCUUCUUUUUGAGAUAAGCCAACGACUCGAUCAACUGAACCAACAUGAACACUUACUCUUGAUGUGUAGAGGGCUUGUGGCGUCAAGACCUGAAGACAUCCCUAAUGCACUUUCGCUCUUUCGAGAGCUAGAGGAUCAAAAUAAUUUGGCCAUUGAUCAAGUUGAGCUAUGGAAAGAGCUGCUAAAAGCGGUUGGAGAAUGGUCGUUGUUUCAGAAAGUGAGAAAGUUCGAGGACAAAAGGAAAGAAUACAAAGAAUUGCUUGAACAGAUCAGCCGUGCCCUCGACGAAAGCAAUCAAUUGCAGCAACUGGUUGCUGUCUGCACCGAGAGGGAAACGUUGGAGGAAAAUGAAAGAAACACUCAAACUGCUCGAAUUUUGUUCGAAAAACUUGAACGCCGAGGACUUUUUGCGUUUAAUCGUCUUGAUUUCUUGAAAGGGAUUUUAUCGGGAAUUGAGAGGCAAGAUCUGGUGGAGAAAGUUCAGGAUUUCGAGAAGCGACGAAUUGAUGAGGAUGAAUUUGAAAGAAGGAAAGCCCAAGCCGGUAGCAUUGUUGCAGCAGCCAGGGUUGUUGGUGGAAGAGUAAUCGGAGUACUGAACAUGAAGACAGUGUGUGGAGUGGCAGCAGCGGGAAUAACCUUACUCUCUGUCCGUGAGAUUUUGACUCGCUGGUCAACUUAUGAUCAGUUAGUCACCAGCUUCCAGGAUUGUGUGCUUCCUGCUGGUUCAAGAUUGAUUGAAGUGGGUCAAGGGUGCGUAUGCUUUACAAUUCAGGUCGACAAUCUCAUGGGGCUCACUGCUUUGUGGAACAUGUACGAGGAUGGCACGCUCAGGGAACAUUUAUUCGACUUUUUUGUGACUGAUGAAAUGAAGACCCGUGCCGGUGGUGAAGAGAAUGUGGAAUUAACUGUGACGAUUGAAAAAGAAGAAUAUGAGAAAGCUUACUUUGAGCUUGUUCAAGAAGCUGACGGUAACCAGAAGCGACCUCAGGAACGAGGUGUUCGUAGGCACUCCGACUCAGUGUUAUCUCUCCCACCCAGAACAGAUGAAAAUUCUCUGAUAACACUAACACAAGUUAAGAACCAAGUCAAGUCUCUGGAGGAAAGAAUGGAAGCUGUAGAGACUCAAAUGGUUCCAUUUGAGAAAGCUCAUCAUUAUGUCAACUUCCAAGACAAAUUCCGUUACAUCACGACAUAUGUGGACGACCUGCAGAAUGAAACACAAAGUAUGACAUCAGAUGGUAUUGACAGCGGACUGCCAACCUGUGGCACACCAAGUGAAAUUGACCUAGAAAGCAUUGAUGGAAGUGAAAUCACUUCAACUGAGCUAGAGAAGUGGAAGUUACUGUUAUCAGCUAUAAAGACCGGUCAUGUCACCACUAUCGAAAGAAUACUCUCCCAAGGUUUCGAUAUCGACUCAAAAUACAGUCCAGAUGGUGAGACGCUGCUAAUGAUCGCUGCUCGUAUUGAUAACUUGGUCAUUGUCCGUUACCUUCUCGAUAGGGGAGCUGAUCCAAAUUCGAAUGAUUGGUUUGACAGAAAUUCGCUUCACUUAGCCUCGCAGAGUGGUAAUGUGGCCAUUAUCGAGACAUUACUGUCAUAUGGUCUUGAUAUCGAUUCAAAAGAUCAUUCUGGUGACACACCAUUAAUAUUUGCAGCGGCAUCUGGCAAAAGUAAAGCUGUGGAUUAUCUUUUGGACGAAGGAGCCGAUCUCUUUGCGAAAGGGAAGCUUGGUAGGAGUUGUCUACACGCAGCUUCACAGAGUGGUAGUGUUGCCACCAUCGAGACAAUGCUGUCACGUGGUCUAGAUAUAGAUUCAAGAGAUCGAAAUGAUGACACGCCAUUGAUAAUUGCUGCAGUUUGUGGCAAGAGUGAGGCAUUUUAUCAUCUUUUGAAUAAGGGGGCAGAUCCUUGGGUGAGGGGCAAUUUUGGAAGGAACUUAUUGCACGCUGCUUCAGCUGGCGGUAAUGUCGCCAUCAUAAAGACAGUGUUUUCUUGUUAUCUUUACGAAGACAUCAAUUCCAAAGAUGGCGAUGGCAACACAGCAUUGAUAAUUGCUGCUCUAAGUGGCAAGAGUGAAGCCUUUCAUUAUCUUUUGGAAAAGGAAGCAGAUCCAUAUGUGACAGGCUGGCUUGGAUGGGACUCACGACACGCAGCCUUGCAGGGCGGUAAUGACGCUAUUAUCAAGACAGUCAUGUCUCUACCUAUAGACGGUGCCGGUACAACAACGUCAACUGCCCCUAAAAUUGAAGCUUCCACUUUGUCUCUGGGUGCAACUGCAGCUGAUGCUUCGUCAACAAAAACUGUUGGUGGCACCACCCCAUCUUCAGCUGCUGUUACAAGCAGUACUGCAGCAGUGGACAGAGAACUUGAAGAUAUGACUAAAAAGCUAGGUUCUUUUCUGGGGAGUGGAGAACACACUCCUCGUCAGACUCAAGCAAACAGUGGAAUGCAUCCUCCUCUGAGACCAGGCUAUGGCACAAAGGGUCGCCCUAUAGCAUUAAGGGCAAACUUCUUCCGCCUCAAUGUCUCACCGCAGCUUUCAGACCUGUACCACUACGAUGUUGAAAUAACUCCAGAAAGAUGUCCUAAAAGUGUUAAGAGAGUUGUUGUUAAUGAAAUCAUAAAGACGUACAAACAGACAAUAUUUCAAGGCCAUCAUCCAGCUUUUGAUGGUGAAAAGAAUUUGUACAGCAGGAUAAGGCUACCUGCUCCUGCUGAACUUAGUCUUAAACUACCAGGUAAAGAUGGAGGAACAGACAGGGUUUUCAAGGUUAAAAUUCAGUUUGCUGCAGGAGUAAGUCUUUUGGAACUUAACAACUUUUUGAGUGGAGAACAAAAUGGCAAAAUACCUCAGGAUGCAGUACAGGCAUUGGACAUUGUGGUGCGACAGAUGCCAUCAAUGUAUUACACCCCUGUUGGAAGAUCAUUCUUUACAUUUGAUGGUCAAGCAAGACCCCUGGGAGAGGGGUGUGAGGUGAAAUUUGGUUUUUAUUCAAGUAUUCGCCAUUCUGAGUGGAAGGCUAUGCUGGUAAACAUUGAUGUCUCUGCAAAAGGAUUUUACAAAGAGCAAGCUGUUGUUCCUGAUUUCCUGUGUGAAGCACUUGAUGUGAAACCCCAUAAUCUUGAAGACUACAGAUUUGAACCUGACAGACGAAGACUUGAGAAAGCCAUACUCGGAAUUCGUAUACAAACCACUCAUGCUGGCUCUUUAAAGUGGAAGUACACAGUUUGGGGCGUGUCGGAAAAAUCUGCCAACAGGAAACAGUUUGAUGUAACAGAUGAGGGAACAGGUCGCACUUACAAAACAACUGUUGCAGAUUAUUUCAAAGAUAGAUACCGGUUAAUUUUGAGGUAUCCUCACCUACCGUGCUUACAAGUUGGACAGAAAAAGGACAGGUAUCUCCCAAUGGAGGUCUGUACCAUUAUUCCUUGUCUAAGAAAACUUUUAUCGGAACAACAGAUUGCAAAUAUGAUCAGAAGUACUGCUCGCCCUGCGCCUGAGCGACAGCGUGACAUUCAACACUGGGUAUGUUUAUUCACCCUUGAAAUCUCUAUUUCGUGUAUUGAAAUAUACUUGUGUAUACAGGUAUUGGGUAUUGGGUAUGCACUAGUUAUAGUGUACUAUUAAUUAAAUAAGGAUCAGAGUUGGUGCAGGGUUCUCGGAAAAUGAAAGUGCCGAGUCCACUGAACUGACUUCGUAUUUUAAAACUUUUGAUUGAGGAAAUCACGUUUUAUCUAUAUGGUCUACUACUCGCUGAAAGAAAAUUCUCAUUAGUAGAUACGCUCUGCAAACUUGGCCUAAAGGAUAGCGCAUUUCCUCUCAAGCGGAGGGGCUCGAAAUCGAUCCCGGAUGAACAAUUUUUAAAUUUCUUCCGUUUUCCUUUUUUACUA
Molecule: messenger RNA, 4011 nt
Organism: Pocillopora verrucosa
Lineage: Eukaryota; Metazoa; Cnidaria; Anthozoa; Scleractinia; Pocilloporidae
Source: RefSeq, a predicted model, not a curated record